Molecule: messenger RNA, 4754 nt
Organism: Coccinella septempunctata (seven-spotted ladybird)
Lineage: Eukaryota; Metazoa; Arthropoda; Insecta; Coleoptera; Coccinellidae
Exons: 14
Coding region: 250-4668 (1472 amino acids)
Cellular component (GO): nucleus
Molecular function (GO): zinc ion binding
Source: RefSeq, a predicted model, not a curated record
UAGAAUCUUAAAAUUGACAAUGUGUAGACCAUUUGUGUCAGAGUUUGUUGUUACUUUAAAAAAGACGAAAUAUCUUAUCUAAUUUAAGCAAAAAAGACUACAGAUAACUCUCUUACAUCAACGGCAUAAACAAAUUAUAUCGCAUCAAAAUCGUUAUAUGUAUUUGGCGGCUUCGAUAUUGAAAAAUUUGAAAACUCAUGGUGAAACUGUAACUACCGGCCAUUACACCGUCACUACUUGCUGAUCAAAAUGCGAUGUUUUGUACCUAAUUGUGAAAAUACCCAAGGAGUGCCGUUCCCCGAAGAUCAGGAACUAAAGAAUAUUUGGCUAAAAAGUCUACAUAUCGAAGACGUUUUACCAGACGAUGGCAGUUUUGUUUGUUUGGAUCAUUUUGAGAAAGAUGAUAUUGAGGAUAUAGUUAAUGAAGAGAAUUUCCUUGAACGAAGAGUUCUGCCUACAGCAAUUCCCAAGUUGUCUAUUGAAAGUGCUGGAGGUGGUGGUGAAUCCUUUCAAUUGAGUAAUCAAAGUCUAGACUCCCCUCAGAAUGACUCAGAAUCAUCAAAUUUUUACAUACCUAUCAAUGAAGAAAGCUCUACACAAUCAGGAGAUAUUACUGAAGUACAACAAAAUUCACCUAAUGGUGAUCAGGAUCUCCAAAUAUCGAAUCAGGAUAGUAAUUUGAAUCCUGAAAAUGAGGAAGUUGAACAAAAUGAAAUUGUGGGCUCAGUGCAAAAUCAGGAAGAUAUGACUACAGUACCAGAAGGUGAAAACUUAAUAGAUGCAUCUCAGGAAAUAAAUACAAGUGAUAUUCUACCCGAUGGAUCUGAAUCCAUAGCUGAAGAUGUUGGAGCAGAUAAACAAACUCCAUUGGCAGGUUUCGAGGAAUAUCAAGAACGGCUCUUAGAACAAGAGUAUAUGGAAAAGGAUGAUGCUGAAAAAAGAGAUAUCAAACAUGAAGAAGUUUCACAAAGCGGUGAUCAGUUUUUAACAGUUGAGAGUGAAUUGCAUCAGUCUGCUGACUCUAAAGAUCAAGAAUAUGUAACAGAAGAUGGAGAAUCCGUUCAGAUAUACUCGCAAGGAGAGGCCCCUGUAUUGACAUCUGCGAAUGAGCAAAUGUUUGUCGCAGAAGGUCAAACUAUAUUCACCACCGCAGGACAACAUGUUUACGUAACAGAAGGCCAAACGAUACUGACGUCUGAAGGACAACAGGUAUUUGUAACAGAGGGUCAAACGGUUUUCACGACGAAUGGACAGCAAGUUUUUGUAUCUGACGGUCAGGCUCUGAUCGCACAAGGGGGUCAAACUUUGAUAACUGAGGAUGGGCAACGAGUAUUCUUGGGGGAAGACGAGCAGUCACUCAACGAACAUGAAAAUUUUAUAACCUCUAACGAUAAUUUUCAGAAUGCUUCUGAAGUAGAGUCUGCGUUAGUGCAAGGUGCUGAAGGGGAGAUACGCAACGAAGAAGCGCAAGUUGCUCAGACUGCGGAGAGUAAUGAGGAUGAUCUGGAAUUACUGAAGCAACAUGUUAGAGGAGAGGUUAAAGAUCAAACGGCAGAUGUCCCGAAAGGGAAUUUUAUGGGCACAAGACAACUCGUGAUAAACGAGCAGCUUAUAUCCGAUGAUUACGACGCUACCAUGGAUCAAAACGAGAGUAUGGAAAGUGAGAAUUUAACCCAAAAUCAGGAAGGUGUGCAUCCCGCAGCCACCCUGGUCGUUAAGAAAGAGGUGGAUCUUGAUACUCCUCGAAACAUAGUAAUGGAGUGGUUCGUUCCGACUACCACCAACGAAUCAUCCCAACCCGUCACCAAUUUCACCGGGAUACUGAGCCAAACUGGUAACAAACAGCAAACGCAACCUGCUUCCCAACAUCGCAUACCGUCAGGUGUGCCACAGCGAACACCCCAACGGUUUCCCUUGAAAAGGAAUCCGGAUAAUUAUGCCGCAAGCACGUCCAGGAAACCUACGGAAGGGGAUAUUUUAUCAGAAGAUACUUGCAGACUUUGCGGAUUGGUCGAAUCUAAAUAUAUCAACAUAUUGGAUAACAUCAAGAACAAUGUCAUGAUCCUGGAGGCCAUUCAGCUGUGCAUACACCCUCUCGAGGUCAGCCUCGAAGAUCCAUUCUCCAAAAAGAUUUGCAUCGGCUGCUUCAACAGCCUCCAGAAAUAUUACGAGUUCCGACAGAAAUGCCUGGAGAUGAACAUCGAACAGAGGAGGCAGUACGAGAAGGCUCACCCGAAUUACAAAUUCUCCGAUAAGACGAACCCCUUCUAUCAGUACAUCACCGAUUGUCUGCCGAAGAGGACGCACACGAAAACCAUCAUAACUCCCUCCAAAACGGGCUACAAACAGACCGAAGUACUGACUGUUACCAAGGGGAAGGGUAACGGCGCGAAGAAUAUCACUCGUAAAAUCAUCCUGACACCCACUAAUUAUAAAAAGGACGAGGGCAAGCACGUAAAGAAAGAACCGGACGGUAACGUCAGGAAAGUGAUCUCGAGAACGAAUAAAUUCGAUAACAUCCAGGUGUUCAAGACUGGGGCUUCCUCCAACCACACCGGCUCCAAGAUCCUGUCGAAAACCUCCAGUCCGAAGGCUGCCAUACCCAUUUUAAGCCCCAAAAAAUUCGGCGUCAGCCAGAUAGAGGCGCUGGCCAGAAAACCCUUAUCCCCGGAGAAGCAGUUGAAGAUUCAGGAGGAAUUGAAGAAGGUUAUAGAGGGAAAAAUGUCUAAGGACGAACUGUCGAUGGAUCAGGUCAUCGUGAGGGUUGUCAGUGACGAUGAGUCGGACGAUGGGAAGGAUUAUUUACCGCAUAAACGCAGGAGGGUCAGCUUGGUGAACACUUCGGUGACAAGGACGGGACACAGCAAAAUGAGGAUCGGAAAAAGCGAGGUGGUUAUACCGAAGGGCAUCAGAGUCACAAUUCCGGAUAGGUUCGAGUCGAGUAAAGGCGUGUUUCCUUGCUUCAAAAAAUUGGGGGCUUUCGACACUGAGUUCUCCCUGAUCGAUGGUUACUUGUUCGAACAUAGACUGUGCAAAGGGAAGGAAAGAUAUUUGAAGUGUCUCUCGACAAGUUGUCCCUCGAAAGCCACCCAAAAGUUGAUAUCUAACGAGAUAUUCGAAAACAGAGCAGCUGUCACGGUAGCUCACAAUCAUCACCCUUUGACAAGUACGGAAAUAAAAAAACAGAUGUUUUACUACAUAAUGAAGAAGAAGAUGCAAGCUGAUAGGGGGAUGAACUUCAGGAAUAUUUACGACCAAAUUUGUCAAAAGGAUCCUGAAAUAGCAGUUUUGGUGCCGUUGAGAAGUCUAAUAAACGAAAUCUGCAAACAUCAACUGACCCAAAAAGUGCCCCCUGUCAAUUCCUUCGACGAUUUCUAUAACAUCAUAGAGGAUGAUGCGUUGCAAAAAUUUCAGUUCACCUUUUCGGGUAAACAAUUUUACCAGGAAAGAUUCACAGUCGAGGAGGAAGGUACUAAAGCGGUUGUGUUUGCCAACGUUGACACCAUAAAGAAAGUAUCCAACAGCAAGCUGAUGUACGUGGAUGCCAGUUUCCGCAUAGAUACUUGCGAAAAUUUCAAUUAUCAACUUGUAACGGUCCUGGUAUGGAUUGACGACAGUUAUUACCCUAUAAUGUUCGCGCUUGUGAGCAACAGGACCAUGGAAAUCUUCAAGAAGAUAUUCGGGUACCUGCACGAUACUCUGGCCCCUAACCUAUGUCCGGAAGAAAUUGUGACAGAUUACGAGGCGAACAUCUAUUAUGCCCUGGGAGAGACUUACCUGGAUUCGCACAUCGGGGGUUCAGUCUUUUAUUACACUCAGAAUUUGUACAAGAAGAUAUGCGAGUUGGGUUUGUCCAAGGAGCUCGAGACGACCUCCUAUUUCAGGAACAUCUAUCAUAUGUUGUUGAUGUUGCCCUUGCUACCGGUCAACACCAUCAUGGACGGUCUUCACAACAUCGAAAUCCAAGCAAACGAUUUGGGAAUUGGUACUACAGUGGCAGGACUCAUCGAGCACAUUCAGGAGCAGUGGAUGGACAAGGUGACGCCCGAUCUGUUUUGCGUGCAUAGGCUGGAGAAUCGCAUAAACGAAAAUGUUAUAGCUCCGUUCAAGAAACUGCGGGACUUUCUGAUGCUCAACAAGGGAAAGGCUCAGCGUCAGUCGUUGACUCUGGUGAACGUCGUGGAGAAACUAAUCGAGUUGGAGAACUUCCUGCAAACUACGUAUUCGUCGGAGAACAAGAAGUCGUUCGGACGUGAUCUCAGCAGUUCGCAGAAGAAGAAUGUGUUGAAGGCGUGGCAUUACAUUGAAUCGCAUCCUAAGAUCAACAUUAACCACUUCUUCACAAAGGUCAUUGGUUACAUCAAGUGUAUGGAGAACCAAUUGUGGAUUUGGGGUUAUUACAAGUUCUCAGGGAAGGUGACAGAUGAUUUGAUCAAUGCCGCGAAUUUUUCCAUUGUCAAUACGAACGAAACGGAAAUGAUGGUUGCUGAGGAUCAGGAGGCUGUCCUUGCGGUUGAGUCGAAUUCGGGGUUCGCUGAGGGUUCGGAUAAUACGCUGGUGAUGGAAGCUAUGGUUGGUCCUUCGGGAGAGUUUGUUUUGUCCAAUAGCGAUACGAAUCAGGAAUCGGACAGUUCAUUAUUUAAAUAUGUUUACAAAAGUGAAACUUGAUUAGGAUUUGUUGUGUAUUGUUAAGAGUUUAUAUCUUCUGUAUUUAUUUCGAUACCUUGAAUUGAAUAAAGACAUAUUUUCCAAUA